Messenger RNA from Nerophis ophidion (straightnose pipefish), 1380 nucleotides. RefSeq lists its product as uncharacterized. The record is from RefSeq and is a predicted model, not a curated record. Lineage: Eukaryota; Metazoa; Chordata; Actinopteri; Syngnathiformes; Syngnathidae. The transcript is spliced from 3 exons.
AUGGAAAUAACUCUGGAACUCCUCAAUAAGAUACUUGAUGUAACUAGAAGAUAUAAGAAUAUUGAAUCUGAUCGUAAAGCAUACGCUGAGUAAACUCAAUCACAGAUUAAAAAGCAGAAAAAUUUGAUUGAAAGAUUGCAGAAAUAAAAUGUCCAACUUAAAAAAUAAGCCAUUACUAUAAAUUAGCAAGUUUAAAAGACAGCAAAUAAAACAUCAUAGCAAACUAAAAUGGAGUAAUAAGUGUCUUCAAUUCAGGAGGAAAUCGACACAGAAAGAUUGAAAUGUUCACAAAUGGAUCAGCAUAUCAAGACUCUUUAGAAAGAAAUUCUUUAACAAAAAAAGAGAAUGAAAGGAGUUAGCAGUCAUCAGCGUCAUUAACAGCUUCAAAAGCAGAUAUCUAUUCUUUAAAAUCGACUUGACAAGGCAAAUUAGAAGUUUAAUUAAGCUAUAGCCCAUAAUAAGCAUUUGAGAGGGGAAAUUGAUUCAUUGAGAAGAGAAAGAGUCAUCUUUGAUAAUAUUUAUAGAAAGCUUGAGAUGGAAUUGCAUAAGAAACGCAAAAACAUGGCUGAUAUCAUUGAAAUUGCCAAUACAGCGUAUGAAUAAAGAGACAAAGCACAGUAACAACUCGCAUCUCUUAUUUAGCAAGCGUAAAGAAAUUUAUAGAACUUUUAAAAAGACAUUAAGAAUGCCAACGCGAUUAGCUAGAAAAAUAAAGAUUUGGACAAUUAUUUGAAGCUUAAAGGGAAUUAAAAAUUCGAAUUAGAGCGUUUAGAGCUUGAAGCGAAGUCUGAAGAUUAAUUAAACAAUACUCGUCAACAACAAACCAGAGCAAAUUGGAUGGCUGCUAAGGAAAAGGCUUCAAAUAUUAUCUCAGCAGAGAAAGUUUAGAGUUAUCAAGAAGCUUUUGCUAAAAUACAGGCAGCAACUGGAAUUGCAGAUAUUGAUACACUUGUUAAGAACUUUAUCUAGGCUGAGUAAAGAAACUUUACACUGUUCAAAUAUGUCAACGAGCUAUCUAACAACAUCUAAACUUUAUAAGCGCAAAUCCACACCAUGAAAAAUGAACUUUCCCAACACCAAGGGGUCGGAUAGGAUGAAGAUGACCUCCGUAAACAGAAAAUUAUUAAAGAAUUAGAAGAAAAGCUAUCCAAAGCAUAAUCACGCGCUGAAUAGUAUGAAAUUGAAUACUAGACUUCAGUAAAGCAAGUAAAUUCGAUUAAAGCAAGUAUCUAAAGCAUUUACAAGACAUUAUAAUGUGACUAAAAUGCUCAUCAGGAGUUAAUUGGUAGUCAAGGAGUAACUGAAACUAAUAUGAUGAGUUAUUUAGGAAUUAUUGAAGAGAGAGUGAAUGAGUUAUUAGAAGUCUAUACAAGAAUAUAG